Messenger RNA from Amoebophrya sp. A25, 693 nucleotides. The record is from the annotation of a GenBank genome assembly. Lineage: Eukaryota; Dinophyceae; Syndiniales; Amoebophryaceae.
AUGCAGGAGCUUCUCGUGUUUCUAUCAUCGAUUGCCCAAGAACAAAAAGUAACUAGAAUUUAUUUAGACGUGGCCUAUAUGCCUCAGUGUAUGGUUCUGGUAUUUGGUAACCUGAAUUUGAUCAUAAGGGUUCUCUUCUUGUUUUCCCUUAUGAUCCAAUUCAGGUUACCAAAUACCGGAGCCAUACACUCAGUCUUUUCAAGUAUUAAGUCGUUGCUGAGCAUCGUUUUCGUCCUCGGAUGUUCGUUUUUUUUUUCCCUGGAAGCGGGAUGAUGGCUGGACCUCUAGUAGUUCUAGAGCAGUUAGACCUGCUUCUCCCUUAUCUAGAACGAAGCUGAGAAUGUCAAAGUAUAUUUUUCAAGAGUUGAUGGUCUAAGCCUACGGAGGAGACUUGUUAUUAUAAUCAGACUUAACACUAAUUGUAUUGGAGAAAGUUUCAAAAAAAAUAGCAUUAAUAUCUGCAUUUUCAUCGCCACAUGGGUCACUAUGAUGAUCAAGAUUUAGGAUUGAGCUAAUACCAAAUGAAGAUGCUGUUACUGCACUAGCAAGCGCUUUCACACAGGGCAUUCUGAAAUGUUUCUUAGAAACAGUUUCUACAUGUUUCUAAUAUGCAUCAUUCUACUUAUCCUCUUCUCUGGAAGAUUGAUGUCAAUGUUCCUCCCGCAGAUGGACCUACAAUGACUGAGGCGACGC